Messenger RNA from Hymenoscyphus albidus, 789 nucleotides. The record is from the annotation of a GenBank genome assembly. NCBI's taxonomy places the organism in Eukaryota, Fungi, Ascomycota, Leotiomycetes, Helotiales, Helotiaceae.
AUGCAUUACCUAACAAUCCUCUUAUCACCUCUCCUCAACUUCCUAGCAGUAAAGUCGCAAGCCUACUCAUUCGAACACGGAUCUCCGAUUUUCAUCCCGGACCUUUCAACAAUCCAAGACCUCUACCAAACUCCUUCGGACUUCAACACUACAUCAUCCCUAUUCUCUCCCUUAGUACAGCAACCUCUUAGCCUAAACCCAAAGACAAAUUCAAACCUACAACCCCAGCUCCAUGGCACAAUCCACAUGCUCCCAAUCCACCACGAAAUCUCCUACCCCCAAACCCUCUCCCUAACCUUCACAACCUCACAAAAAGCUUGUGCUCCUAUCUCUCUCGAAUACACCUCCGUCCUCGAAGAACUAGCCUUCAAUCCCCUCUACGACUAUCCAACCGGAAUCUACCAAGCCGAGCCAGGAUCUCCUCUCUCCUCAACAGGACCUACAUUCACGCUUUCUGAAACUGCAUCCUUGCACAAAAAUCUCUUCGCCAGUUUAUACCUAAAGGUUUCGGAGGAUAUAGAGCAAGAAGAAUGGGAAAAGGUAGUUCGUUUAUUGACAAGAACUGCAGAGGGAGUGGAGGAAGAGAGGAGAGAUAUUGGAUUAGAAAGAGGGGCUGGGAGGAUAAGUGUUUUUACUAAGAUUGGGGAGUGCGAGGUCGAUGCUACUUGGGCUUUUUAUCGGAUGGUUGAUGGAGUGGUAAGUGAAUGUGAGGAGGGAAAUGAGACUUUGGAUAUUGGUCUUGGAUUUGGAUUUGAUUCUAAGGGCGGAGGGAAGAGGGAGGAUUUGUGA